Molecule: messenger RNA, 564 nt
Organism: Trichoplax adhaerens
Lineage: Eukaryota; Metazoa; Placozoa; Uniplacotomia; Trichoplacea; Trichoplacidae
Exons: 4
Coding region: 1-564 (187 amino acids)
Biological process (GO): maturation of SSU-rRNA from tricistronic rRNA transcript (SSU-rRNA, 5.8S rRNA, LSU-rRNA)
Cellular component (GO): preribosome, small subunit precursor; nucleolus; 90S preribosome
Source: RefSeq, a predicted model, not a curated record
AUGGGAAAGUUCAGAAAAAGAACCAAGCGUAUAAAUCGAACCAUCAAGUCUACCAUUGCAGACAAUCUUCAAGAUGGAGAAGGAAGUGAAGAAUUAAACCCGGUUAUGGAUGUGGAAGAUGAUCAUGAAAGCGAUAAAUUAAGUACCAUCUAUUCUACGACCUCACGGAUGUCGGUGAAUAAUUUGACUAAAAAAGAGAAAAGGCAGAUCAAGAAAGAAAAUUGGGCCAGGCGCAUCGAAGCAUAUUAUACAACCAGAAAAGAAGACAUCCAGGCUGCUAAAAGAAGGAAAACUCCUGUUGUUGGUGAUUUACAACCGUUACAGAUGGCAUUACCAACGUUGGAGGAAUUAAUUCGAGAAAGUCAGAAUAUACCCAAGAGUAAAGAUGAAAAAACUAGCAAACCACUUCAUAAAAUGAAAAGGAAACAGAGACAAAGAGGAUUAGCCCGUGAAAAGGAGAUUUUUUCGCAAGUACUCAGCCAUCCUGCAUUUUCUAGUGACCCGCUAUGUGCAAUUAAUGGUCAUCUGUCAAUGGUCGUUCAAUCUGAAAAGAACCAGGAGUAA